Anopheles maculipalpis is the source of this 1106-nucleotide messenger RNA. RefSeq names its product microfibril-associated glycoprotein 4-like. The transcript has 2 exons. The coding region runs from base 1 to 1092 and encodes 363 amino acids. NCBI's taxonomy places the organism in Eukaryota, Metazoa, Arthropoda, Insecta, Diptera, Culicidae. The record is from RefSeq and is a predicted model, not a curated record.
AUGCUUUCAAACGUGUAUGGUUUAGUGGUGUGCCUAAACGUUGUGCUCUUAUCGACGGUACAGUCUGCGAGUAAUGAUACAAACUCCAGUACGAUAGAUCAGUCUACCGUCAGUAACCCUUCUGGGUAUGGGUUUGAGAUGAUCAUGGCUAAACUGGACUACCUGCAGUACAAGCUGCUCGAGAUGGACUUUGUGAUGAAGGAGCAUAGUGAAGGAAUCGAACAGAAUCAGGCCCACCUGGAGAAAGUGUUUGGCAGCAUGCUGUGGGCGAUCAGUCGGUUAGAUCAAGCGAUCGGCAACAAUCUGACCGCACUGCAGGCACAAUCAUGGAAGAUUCUUUCCCGACAGACCAUCUGCGCUAAUCAUGAGCUGAUGCGAAACGAAAUCUUUAGCCUCCAGCCAAAGCAAGGCCUGUCCGCUAGUGCACGCACGCUGUUCGAUCUGCAAGGAAUGCGUCACAAGGGUCCCUUCGAAUCGUGCCAAGACGAACCUUCGAAGAUGUCUGGCAAAUAUCUAAUCCGUGCCACAAACGACGUGGAACCAUUCCCGGCGUACUGCGAGCAGACAAAGUUCGGCGGUGGUUGGUUGGUGAUACAGCACCGUUUCAAGGGAUCGCUUGAUUUCUUCCGCAACUGGACCGAGUACAGGGAUGGCUUCGGAAGCAUCGAUCAGGAGUUUUGGAUCGGGCUGGAACGGUUGCAUCAGCUGACGACAUCCAAACCGUACCAGCUGAUGAUCGAGGUGGAAGACUUUGCCGGCGACUAUCGGUACGCGCGCUAUAAGGAGUUCGAAAUCGGCAGUGAGGCGGAGAUGUACAGCUUGAAGAAGCUGGGCGUGUACAGCGGGACGGGUGGUGAUUCGUUGACGUAUCACAAGGGCCAAAAGUUCACGACCAUGGAUCGCGAUAACGAUGGUGCUCCGACGAACUGUGCUGUGACGUGUGAGGGUGCUUGGUGGUACAACAAUUGUCACCAUUCGAAUCUGAACGGACGUUUCAUGAAUGCGGUAGAUGUGAAGUCGAUCUCGUGGUAUCAUUUUAAAAGCUCUCACCAAGGUAUGGCCUACACGAGGAUGAUGAUACGUGAGUUGUAGAUCCACCGGGCCGA